Branchiostoma floridae (Florida lancelet) is the source of this 1058-nucleotide messenger RNA. RefSeq names its product kelch-like protein 38. The record is from RefSeq and is a predicted model, not a curated record. Gene Ontology annotation, molecular function: protein binding. The transcript has 3 exons. The coding region runs from base 19 to 456 and encodes 145 amino acids. Lineage: Eukaryota; Metazoa; Chordata; Leptocardii; Amphioxiformes; Branchiostomatidae.
AAGAGUUUGGAUGCAGGCAUGUUUGAGGAGAUCCUGAGUUACAUCUAUUCGGGAACCCUCCAUGUCUCCCUGGACAAAGUGCAGCCCCUGUACCAGGCGGCCGACCUCCUCCAACUGGACUAUGUGAGAGACACCUGCAGCAGCUAUAUGGCCACGAAUGUGGAGUGUUCCACCUGUGUGGACCUGUACAAGUUUGCUGAUGUCUUCUCUGUGGACGUUGUCCAAAAAGCUUGUAUGCAGUUGAUCCAUAGAAACUUUUCUGAGGUUGCCUCCAGUGAGGAGUUCUGCAGCUUGAGUGUGAAUCAGCUGACUGAGAUCAUCAGCCAGGAUUGGCUGGAUAUCAAAGAGGAGACAACAGUGUGGGAGGCUGUGGUGAGCUGGGUGCAGCACAGCAGGGAGGACAGGUGGAUGUCAGUCUUCUUCUGUUGGACAGUGCACUUUGGAGUUUUAACAUGAAAGAAACUUAAUCAACUCCAUGAAAAAUGGAGGUAUAGCUUUUGGGUUCUCUGUGUGUGUUUUUUUCCGGAUAUUUGUGUUCAUGAUCAUUUUGGAACCUCUGAAUGGAUGAUAUUUGGCAUAUGGAUAGUGGUUGGGAAGACAAAGGUCAAGGUCAAUUUGGGACCUCAGCUGUGUGACCUUGGUACAGCCUCAGAACUUUCAGUUUUUGUAUCUUUUGUCCUUGGUAUGUUAUGGUCUUGUUCAGUGAGAAGCUGAUGUGAUACAAGAGAAUCAACUUAACCUGCCCUGUGUUCUACAGACUGCACCACCUACCCAUCAUCCUCCCUCGUAUCCGCUUCAACCUACUGACCUCAGACGACACGGCAGCCAUCUUGAAACACCCGCUGGUCAGGGAGGAUCCUGGGAAAUCUGUCAUCAGGAACGUGUUGAAGGAGGCUUCCAAAGUUAACAUGAAGAGGAGGGUCGGGACGGACACGCUUGAAAUGGCCCUGCUUUUCAUUGAACGCACAAGAGAGAUGGUGUGGAUGAACCCCCGGAAAGGGAAGUACAUCAGGCAUCACUAUGACAUAUCUCCGAUUACAGCAACUGUUACCAGUGAU